GAGGCAGUAAACCCAGCGCCCUGCCGCUCGUCGCUCUUUUCUCUCUGAGAGUCUGUAGAGCGUGAGGCCUCUCCUGUCUGUCUCUCUGAUCUGACCUGUCUGUCUCUCUGAGAGUCUCCAUCAGCCACCAACAUGAUCAUCUACAAGUGUUUCAUCUCCGAUGAUGAGAUGUUCUCGGACACCUUCAAAGUCAAAGAAUCUGCAGAUGGUCUCUUCUACGAAGUUGAAGGAAAGACCGUCACCAGGACAGAAGGCUUCGACGAGGCUCUGAUUUCGGCCAAUGCCUCUGCUGAAGAGGCCUCAGAGGGGACGGACUCCAGCAGCGUCUCUGGCGUGGACAUCAUCCUCAACCACAAACUGCAGGAGACGGGUUUCAGCAAGAAGGACUAUCUGAAAUACAUGAAGGGCUACAUGAAGGCCGUUAAGGCCCGGCUGGAAGAGACCAAUCCAGAACGGGUGGACGAGUUUGUGUCAAAAGCCGAACCAGCCAUUAAGAAGAUCUUGGCAAAGAUUGGUGACUACCAGUUCUUCACAGGAGAGUCCAUGAACCCAGACGGCAUGGUGGGACUGCUUGACUACCGCGAGGAUCAGAUCACACCGUUCAUGCUUUUCUUCAAAGAUGGUCUGCUCGUUGAGAAAUGUUAACCUCCCCAAACUACAUCUGCUUUUCAAUUGGCUGCUGCUGACCAAAUGGCCCCAAGAGCGGAUGAAGGAGCACUAUUCUGCAUCAUGCCUAACGGAAACAUUCGUACUAUUUCUUCAUAUAUUCACAUUAAGGCCCAGAGCACCAGGCCGAGGCUGGCUCAACCAAACCUGAUCGCUCACUCAAUACAGUUUUUAAUUUUUGGCUUUUUGCAGUGUUUGGUAUUGGCCCAGUUUUUUUGUGGUUGAAAACAAAAGGCAGGACAGUGACUGAAACUCUUACUGGAGAUGGAUAUUCUUAUUUUAGCAAUGAUCUAUUAUACCUGUUGACCUCCUCAGACCUCUUGAAUACGAUUUCAUCUACAAUAAAGAUACUUCUGGUUUAAUUUUGAAAAUAAAAUCUAGUACCACCAACUUC
This is a messenger RNA of Centropristis striata (black sea bass), 1060 nucleotides long. RefSeq names its product tumor protein, translationally-controlled 1 (gene tpt1). Gene Ontology annotation, cellular component: cytoplasm. Bases 133 to 645 code for a protein of 170 amino acids. The transcript is spliced from 6 exons. NCBI's taxonomy places the organism in Eukaryota, Metazoa, Chordata, Actinopteri, Perciformes, Serranidae. Gene Ontology annotation, molecular function: calcium ion binding. The record is from RefSeq and is a predicted model, not a curated record.